Saccharomyces kudriavzevii IFO 1802 is the source of this 342-nucleotide messenger RNA. It is a transcript of the gene BLI1, whose product is annotated as Bli1p. The coding region runs from base 1 to 342 and encodes 113 amino acids. The record is from RefSeq and is a predicted model, not a curated record. The transcript has a single exon. NCBI's taxonomy places the organism in Eukaryota, Fungi, Ascomycota, Saccharomycetes, Saccharomycetales, Saccharomycetaceae.
AUGGGAGAACAAAACAACCUAUGUUAUGACGUGGAGAAACUGGUAAAUUCUCUGCAGGAGGCUUUCGAUCUGGAUUGCGCUCAAGGUGUAUCACUUUUUACUAGUAAAUCAAGAAGUAAUGAGGCAUGGUUGGAAGAAUUAGAAAGGAGAUUCAAAUUAAAGGAUGAUGUUGAGCUCGAUGAGGUGGAAAAUUUAAAAACUGAGAUUAAUAUAAAAUUGGGUAUUCUGGAAGACAAGGUAAGCUAUUUUGAAAGGCUCUGCAAAGAAUUCGAGGAGUUCCAGAAUGAAAUGAAGAUUAAAACUGUUGUAAAUAACAGAAGACAAUCGCAAAUUCCAAAAUAA